This is a messenger RNA of Talpa occidentalis (Iberian mole), 1629 nucleotides long. RefSeq names its product SLX1 homolog A, structure-specific endonuclease subunit (gene SLX1A). Gene Ontology annotation, molecular function: crossover junction DNA endonuclease activity; 5'-flap endonuclease activity. The transcript has 6 exons. Gene Ontology annotation, cellular component: Slx1-Slx4 complex. Gene Ontology annotation, biological process: double-strand break repair via homologous recombination. NCBI's taxonomy places the organism in Eukaryota, Metazoa, Chordata, Mammalia, Eulipotyphla, Talpidae. Bases 284 to 1084 code for a protein of 266 amino acids. The record is from RefSeq and is a predicted model, not a curated record.
GUCCGGGGCUUCGCGCUUAUCGUCAGGCAGCGGGUCCGCCUGUGCAUGGGCCGAGUCGACGCCAGUUGUCGCCCGCCGCCGGCACAGCAGCCUGGCUUGGGCGCCCUAGCUGCAGCCAGGAGUGGGUGCAGGAAUCUGCAUCGCUGCGGCCUCCAGGGUACCUCGGGAUCGCCCCCUAGCACUUCCUCCAAGACUAGCGUCUUGCGGCCAUAGCAACCAGCCCUCGCGACGGGCCGCAGCAAUCGAUCAAACCGCAGCUGCGGCCCUCGGCCCCCGAGUCUCCAUGGGCCCCGCGGGGGACGCGGGGGGCCCCGGGCGCUUCCUCGGCGUCUAUCUGCUCUACUGCCUGAACCCCCGGCACCGGGGGCGCGUCUACGUGGGCUUCACCGUUAACCCCGCGCGGCGCGUCCAGCAGCACAACGCGGGCCGCAAGAAGGGCGGGGCCUGGCGGACCAGCGGGCGCGGGCCGUGGGAAAUGGUGCUCGUGGUCCACGGCUUCCCCUCCGCCGUGGCCGCCCUUCGGUUCGAGUGGGCCUGGCAGCACCCGCACGCCUCGCGCCGCCUGGCGCACGUGGGCCCGCGCCGGCGGGGCGAGGCCGCCUUCGCGUUCCACCUGCGGGUGCUGGCGCACAUGCUGCGCGCGCCGCCCUGGGCGCGCCUCCCGCUGACGCUGCGCUGGCUGCGCCCCGACUUCCGCCAGGACCUGUCCCCGCCGCCGCCGCCCCACGUGCCGCUGACCUUCGGGCCCCCGCCGCCCGCCGCCCCGCGGUGCCACGCCCGGCCCGCCGCGGACCCGGACGCCCCGGCCCUCUGCGCCCUGUGCGCGCGCGCGCUCCAGGAUGAAGAGGGCCCCCUGUGUUGCCCACACCCUGGCUGCACCCUGAGGGCCCACAUUAUCUGCCUGGCAGAGGAGUUCUUGCAGGAGGAACCAGGGCAGCUUCUGCCCCUAGAGGGCCAAUGCCCUGGCUGUAAGAACUCACUGCUCUGGGGAGACCUGAUCUGGCUGAGCAGGAUGGGUGCUGAGGAGGAAGAGGAAGACUUGGAAUCAGAAGAGGAACACUGGACAGACAUGCUGGAGACCUGAUCCCCACUCUCCCCACCCUGCCCCCUCCCAUUCCUUUUCUGUGCCACCCACUGUGGGUUUGGGCAUUUUUACUUGAUUACAAUAAAGACUGAGUUAAGGGUACCUUCUGGUGUUUGAUGGGCAUGGAGUUAUGAAGCAGAGGCCUUGAGCACGCGGGAGGGGCCACUGGCCCAGCUUGGACCUGUGUCUCCUCUGCCCAGAAGCCUCUUGCUCGGUGUCCCCCAUGGUGCCUCUGAAGUCACAAUUCUUUGAGGUUUUGGGAGACUGACACCUGACUCAAGUGUUCACCUGUCUCUGAUGCCCAUUUGACUUUGAACUUUAAUCUAGAUACUAGGGACAAAGGUCAAGGAAGGGGUGGGGGCAUGCCCUCCUUGCAUGGGGCCCUGACUCCUGAGUCCAUUGCGAACCCAGGGAAAGAGCACUCUCUUCCAGGGGCAUUCUUUCUCUACCCAUGAGGCUCCACGCUGUUACAAGGGGGCCGAGGAACUGGGCUCCUUCCCCCAGCACCAGCUGCCUCACCAGGAGCCUGCCCUGCUCUGCUCCGC